AUGAAAAAGUCGCUAGAGUCCAUCACCUCAAGGAUCCAGCUGGUCAUGAAAAUCAGCAAAUAUGUUCUGGGCUACAAACAGACUCUGAAAAUGAUCAGACAAGGCAAAGCCAAAUUGGUCAUCUUGGCCAACAACUGCCCAGCCUUGAGGAAAUCAGAUAUUGAAUAUUACUCUAUGUUGGCCAAAACUGGCAUACAUCACUACAGUGACAAAAGCAUUGAAUUGGGUACAGCAUGUGGAAAGUACUACAGAGUUUGUACACUGGCCAUCAUUAAUCCAGGUGAUUCUCAUAUCAUUAGAAGCAUGCCAGAAAAUACCAUUGAAAAGUAA
Messenger RNA from Dromiciops gliroides (monito del monte), 330 nucleotides. Its product is annotated as 60S ribosomal protein L30-like. The transcript has a single exon. The record is from RefSeq and is a predicted model, not a curated record. NCBI's taxonomy places the organism in Eukaryota, Metazoa, Chordata, Mammalia, Microbiotheria, Microbiotheriidae. Gene Ontology annotation, molecular function: structural constituent of ribosome; RNA binding. Gene Ontology annotation, cellular component: cytosolic large ribosomal subunit. The coding region runs from base 1 to 330 and encodes 109 amino acids.